AUGUCAACAGAUGAUACAGAUUCGACAUCGUUCUAUCCAAAUACAUUGAUUGUUAAAGAUAUUUCAACAUUUAUCGAUAAUUCUGAAUUUGAAAAAGCUCUUAAUUAUCUGACGUCAUUAACUGAACAGCAAAUCUAUGAUAAUACAUGGGAUUUAUGUACUUAUCUAUUUUAUUUAUUUGAAAAACCAUCGGAGAAAUUAUGUAAUGAAUAUGAAUUAUUUUCUCAAGAUGCUUUAACAUAUGUAGCACAACAUGGUAAUUCACGUGAAAUGUUAAUUAUAAUGCUUGAACAAUGUGAUAAAUUUAUAUCGGAUAAUUCAUUUUUAUUUCAUAUAAAAUUAUUUUCUUUUAUUAUUAAACGUUUACCAUUAAAACCAAGUUUAAUUACAUCACUUCGUGAUAUUUUCUCAUUAUUACAAUGUCAUUUAACUACACAUGAAUUACCAACAAUUGAUAAUGAUUUUGCAGGUAAUGAUUUACUGAUAUUUAAUCAUGAUCAUCGUGUUAUUCAUCUACAUAAAUUGACACAAUCAUAUAUUGAUUUUUUUUGUGAAUUACGUGAUUAUUUUUCUACAAGAACUUCCGUGGAUAUUUAUCCUAUUUUAACAAAAUCACUUAUUUCACUUCUACAAGGACCACUUUCAGCAUUAAGUUAUGAACCUAUUAAUUCACAAGAAAGUUUAUCAUUUACAUCAAUUCGUCCAUUAUUAGAUUGUCUAUUUACAUUGAAUCCAAAUCCAAUAUCAUUAAUUGAUAAUAAAGAACAACAUUCCGUUCUUAUUUAUUUACUUCUAACAAAAAAUGAUUAUUUUGCUCGAUUACCUUCGGUUUAUUCACGAGUAUUUUAUUUAUUUCUUAGUAUUCCAUUUAUUCAACAAUUAAGUUCAGAUCGUGACCGUGUUAUGUUAACAGAAAAAGCAUGUGUACUUGUUUCAAAUGUUUGUUCACAUUUAACACCAUACAAAGAAUUUGAUCAAACACUAUUAGAUAAUGAUCAAGUUCAUUCACUUAUUGAUACAUUAAAAAUGUUAAUGGUUCAAUCACCAGCUCGACAAUAUUCACCAUUAACAAUUGGAGCAUAUCGUUCAUUAUUUCGUGCAUUUAAUCCUCUUGGUCGUUGUAAUUUUCUUCGACAACAAUUAGCUAAAACAUCGUAUAAAGAAGAUUCAUAUCGAACAUUUCUUUGUACUUUAGUUAAAGAUGAAUUUCUAUAUGAUUAUCAAAAAUUAUCAAGUGAAAUUUAUAAAGGAAAUACAUUAUUUCAAUUAUUAGAUCAUUUAACUUAUUUACCAAAUGGUGUUGAAAGUGAUUUAUUAGAAAUCUAUGAUUGUCUUUGUUCAACACUUAAUUUAAUUCGGUUUAUUGGUUUAAUUGAUAAACGAAAUAUAAAUCGAACAUUAUUUUGGACAGAACGUUUAAAAAUUUCAAAUGAAAAGUUUAUAAAACCAUUAAGAAAAUCUAUUGAUUUAGCUCGUGCACAUUAUAAACUUGAAAUAAAAAAUAGACUCAAUGGUAACAAUCAACAACAGCAACAACAAGCAGAUUCAGAAAUAUUAGUCGAUGAUAAACCAUUAUCGAUGCCUAGUCAAGAAGAACAAUUAGAAACAUUACAUAAAUCAGUAACAAAAUUUGAUAUUCUCGAUUGUAUUCUUAGUAGUUUAAGUGAUACAUUUAAUGGUGAAUUUUAA
Adineta steineri is the source of this 1689-nucleotide messenger RNA. The record is from the annotation of a GenBank genome assembly. Lineage: Eukaryota; Metazoa; Rotifera; Eurotatoria; Adinetida; Adinetidae.